AAGGAAAUAAGCACUACUCGUGCAUUUUAAUUAUCAAGUCUAUGAGAGUAAAUUAACUCUAGAUAUUAUUUUUGCAUUUCCUUUUUCUUACCCUCUCCAGUGAAGCUUCCGUCGAUUGAUGGCGGCGGGGUAGAACACUACUCUUCAAAAGAUGCGCAACCUCAAAACCGUGCGACUCACCGAGGUGCAGCUCCAGAACGAGCUCCCUUUGACAUCAUCAGCUUGGGAUACAGCUUCGGAUGCUGUCGUUUGUACAUUUGGACCUACCGCGUCUAACCCAGUCAUUGAGCUUCGCAGGAAACGUCAUGACGCCUAUUUUUCAGAGCCCGUAGGAGCGGAUGCAUUCGAGUGCAUUGCAUCCUGGGAUGCGCCAUGCCCACUACCCGACCUGGAAUGCGACCGGGUUCUCUCUUUGCACUACUUUGCAGACAACCUCACUGCCUGUCUGGUGUUGGAAGGAGGUGACAUUAUCAUUGUCCGUGAAGAGCCCCUUCCGGGCGAGGACAAGAUUGAGAUUGUGGGUAGUGUUGAUGUUGGCAUCACAGCUGCUGCAUGGUCUCCGGAUGAGGAGCUGCUGGCCUUGACUACCAGAGCCAAUACUUUCCUUUAUAUGACGAGGGAAUUUGAGAAUGUGGCUGAAAUCACUUUCGCGCAAGAGGACCUCCAAGCCUCUCAGCAUGUCUCCGUGGGCUGGGGAAAGCGCGAAACCCAGUUCCAGGGUAAACGCGCCAAAGCUCUUCGGGAUCCCACUGUCCCAGAGAAGGUGGACGAGGGAAAGCUAAGUAGCAGUGAUGACGGAAAGACGACCAUCACUUGGCGUGGUGAUGGUGCAUACGUCGCUGUGAAUAGCAUCGAGGCUGGCGUCAGACGUGCGAUCAGGGUUUACUCAAGAGAGGGAACCCUCGACAGCAUCAGCGAGCCUGUGGAUGGACUAGAAGGUGCUCUGAGCUGGAGACCUUCUGGCAAUCUUAUCGCGAGCAUUCAGCGACGUGAUGACAGGGUUGACGUCGUCUUCUUCGAAAGAAACGGCUUGCGCCAUGGAGAGUUCACCUUACGCCUCACCGAAGAAGAACGUUCGACUUGGGCUACGAACAUUCAUCUAAGCUGGAAUGUUGACUCAACGGUACUUGCGGUCCAAUUCCACGACAGAAUCCAGUUCUGGACAACCGGCAACUAUCAUUACUACCUCAAGCAAGAAAUCCCCAUGGUAGUGAACGCCGAGUAUCCGUACCCCUUUGUCUUCAAAUGGCACCAGGAGAAGGCCCUGCGGUUUAUUGCUGGGGCUUUAGCGUCAAUGUUGGAUGUGGACUUUGUUUUCGACGUGUCUCAGGGCUCCACCACCAGUUCAGACGAUGUCGGUGCUGUUGCUGUCACUGACGGGAAAACUCUGAAGUUGACCCCCUUGAGGCUGGCGGGAGUCCCUCCCCCAAUGGCUCACAAUGAGUUGACGCUAGACUCGAACAUUAUUGAUGUGGCGUUCAGCAAGUCAGGAACACGGAUGGCUGUUCUUAUGAAAGAUUGCUUUUCUAUCUUCCUUUGGUCUCUCAAAACGAGACCAGUCGUUUCGCCAAUCCUCGAGUCGAGCUAUCCGCUGUCAGAAACGCCAGACAGCCGACCCCGACAAAUCGCCUUCGCAAACGAACAUGAAGUUUACAUCCUAAAGGACAAUGGUCCGAACAAUACCCAUAUUGAACGUACUGCUCUAGAGACUCGUUCGACCCAGAUUGUGUAUCAGGCAGCGGACUCGGAGCAAAUUCUGUCCAUUUUCACGUCUCUGGGACACGAUGCUCUGUGGUUUUCCCAUGUCAAAGCACCUAACCAGCCGAUCACUUACUCCUAUAUCUCGAUGCCUUCCUCCGAUGAGUUCCAGGUUUUACCCUGGCUCGAAAGCCCGACUGUCGACACCUACUGGGCCAAGGCGGUGCAGGUUUCUGAGGACGAGAAUGUCUUGGUCACCAUGGCACGAUCAGGAGCUCUGUAUGCCAACAAGCGGCUCCUCGCGAAGAAUUGCACUUCCUUCCUCGUUACGCAGGCCCACAUCCUGUUCACAACAUCCCUACACCUUAUCAAGUUUGUUCACUUGACUGCAGCGGAAGAGAUGGAUAUACCUCCGGACACUCCUGAGACCGACGAACGCUGCAGAAGCAUUGAACGUGGCGGACGUCUAGUGACAGUGAUGCCCACAACAUUUGCCGUCAUCUUGCAGAUGCCUCGUGGCAACCUGGAGACCAUCUACCCCAGAGCUCUGGUCUUGGCCGGCAUUAGAACAUUCAUUGAUCGGAAGAACUACCGGGCUGCAUUCUUGACCUGCCGUAGUCAGAUGGUGGAUAUGAAUAUCAUUCACGACUAUGCCCCAGAGCAGUUCAUGGAGAACAUUCAGUUGUUCGUGGAUCAGGUGAAAAGGAUUGAUUUCAUUGAUGAGUUUAUCUCUCGCCUAAGUGAGGAGGACGUCUCGGAGACUCUCUACAAAGACACCUUGAAGGCGCCCAAGGCAGAUAUCACGCAACCUGGACUUGUUGCACCAGCACUCAGCAAGGGCAGCAAGGUCAACCGAAUUUGCGACGCCUUUUUGUCUACCUUGGAGAAGCGUCUGGAUACCAACCUGCACAACUUGAUUACCGCGCAUGUUUGCAAGUCACCGCCAGAUCUUGAGUCCGGUCUGCAACUGGUUGCACGCCUGAGAGAACAAGCACCGGAACAGGCAGACGACGCAAUCGAACAUAUGUGCUUCUUGACAGAUGCGAACCAAUUGUACGACAACGCACUGGGUCUCUAUGACCUUGAGCUCACCUUGCUCGUCGCUCAGCAAGCCCAAAGGGAUCCCCGUGAAUAUCUGCCCUUCUUGCGCAAGCUGCAGCAGCUUCCGGAACUUCGCCGCUACUUCGAGAUCGACAACUACCUGGGACGGACAUCCAAGGCUCUCAAGCAUCUGCAUGCUCUCAGCGCCCAUGACGAAAUCCGGGCAUACACAAUCAAGCAUGUUCUGUACAAGGAUGCCAUCGACCUCUACAAGUACCAGGCCGAGCAGCUCCGCGAUACCACCCACCUUUACGCCGACUAUCUAUUCGAUCGGUCCCAAUACAAGGAAGCCGGUAUCGCCUACGAAUCCCUGGAGCUCUACACCGACGCCUACAAAUGCUACCACCUAGCCCACCUAUGGCGCGAAUCCCUCUACUGCGCAAUGAUGGUCCCUCUCUCCCCCACCGAGCUAGCCAACCACGCAACCACCCUAGCCAGCACCCUCACCGAAGAAUCAAAGGACUACAUCUCAGCAGCCCAAAUCCACGCUGACCAUCUCCGCGACAUCCCCACCGCCGCCCGGCUCCUCUGCCGCGGCUCGCGGUUCUCAGAAGCGACUCGCCUCCUCGCCCUUAACAACCAGCAAACCCUUAUCCCCGAGAUCGUCGACUCCGGCCUCGCCGACUCAAUGGGCUCAAUGACCGAUCUCCUCGCCGACUUCCGCUCCCAACUCAACGCCCAAGUGCCCCGGAUCCGCGAACUGCGCGUCCGACGCGCCACCGACCCCCUCGCCUACUUCGGAGGCGACCCUACCAUGGGCGACGGCACCGGCGUCGACAUCCCUGACAACGUCUCACUCGCGCCCACCGAUGCAUCCACGCUCGCGGGCCGGAGUAUGUUCACCCGGUAUACCGGGAACACAGGGAAAACCGGGAAGACGAGCUCAUCGCGGCAUACGUCUAAGACGCGGAGAAAGGAGGAGCGGAAGCGCGCGCGUGGUAAGAAGGGCACUGUCUAUGAGGAAGAGUACUUGGUGAACAGUGUGCGACGACUGCUUGAGCGGGCGAAUUCGACGGUCGGAGAGGUCGAGGUCCUUGUUGAUGCGUUGCUGCGGAGGAACAUGCGGGAGCGGGCCGCUGCGAUUGAGAAGGCCAUGCAGGAGGUGUUGAAAUUGUGUGCGGAGAGUCGGGAGGAGGUGUUUGGGGCUUUGGUUCCCGAGGCGGCGAAGGAAGGGGAGGAGGGCGAUAGAGAGAAUGUUGAUGUUGGAGCUGCGGCUGGGGAGGAGUUCCCUGGGGCUGGGGCUCGCGGGGGACAAAGUGUGUUUUGGGAUAGUGUGACGGCUACGGCGAAUGUUGGGAAGGGUCGUGAGGUCCCGGCCGUUAAAGAGAUGAAGGUGUCGGCGCUGUUGAAAUGAGGUGACGGAGCAGGGGGGUUGCAUUUAAUUUUGUUUUAUUUUAUUUUGCGAUAAGUUCAUCAAAAGUCAUAGAUUUGAAAUUAAGGGAAUCAGGC
This is a messenger RNA of Aspergillus sclerotioniger CBS 115572, 4248 nucleotides long. Its product is annotated as Elongator subunit IKI3. NCBI's taxonomy places the organism in Eukaryota, Fungi, Ascomycota, Eurotiomycetes, Eurotiales, Aspergillaceae. The record is from RefSeq and is a predicted model, not a curated record. Gene Ontology annotation, cellular component: cytosol; elongator holoenzyme complex. Bases 152 to 4153 code for a protein of 1333 amino acids. Gene Ontology annotation, molecular function: tRNA binding. Gene Ontology annotation, biological process: tRNA wobble base 5-methoxycarbonylmethyl-2-thiouridinylation. The transcript is spliced from 9 exons.